This is a messenger RNA of Metarhizium brunneum ARSEF 3297, 573 nucleotides long. RefSeq names its product Protein RER1 (gene RER1). The record is from RefSeq and is a predicted model, not a curated record. Gene Ontology annotation, biological process: retrograde vesicle-mediated transport, Golgi to endoplasmic reticulum; protein retention in ER lumen. Lineage: Eukaryota; Fungi; Ascomycota; Sordariomycetes; Hypocreales; Clavicipitaceae. Gene Ontology annotation, cellular component: Golgi membrane.
AUGGAUGCGCCAGAGCCUGAACAGACCCCUUUCGCCGCUGUCACAGCCCACACGACCAAACUGCAAAGGCAUUACCAAGCUCUGCUCGACCAGUCUACGCCCUUUGUGCUCUACAGAUGGGUUGCAACCGGCGUCACCCUACUACUCUUCUUCGUGCGCAUUUUCUUCAUCCAGGGAUGGUACAUUGUUGCCUAUGCGCUCGGCAUUUAUCUGCUCAACCUGUUUCUGGCUUUCCUCCAGCCCAAAUUUGACCCUUCCAACGAUGCGGUCGACCAGGACAUGGAAGAUGGUGCCGUAGGGACCCUCCCGACCAAGCAGGAUGAGGAGUUCAAGCCCUUCAUUAGGCGUCUUCCCGAGUUCAAGUUUUGGUACUGGGCUACCCGUGCCAUUGCCAUCUCCUUCUUCUGCACCUUCUUCGAAUUCUUCAACAUUCCUGUCUUCUGGCCUGUCCUGGUCAUGUAUUGGAUUAUUCUCUUUGUCCUGACGAUGCGCAAGCAAAUUCAGCAUAUGAUCAAGUAUCGCUACGUUCCAUUCACCAUGGGCAAGAAGAACUACCGCAAAGACAACUCUUAG